ACUACAACAGUUCAACACAUUCUAGUCGUUGAUCACAGCGAGCUCAAGGAUGAGUAACAGCGCAAUGGUGGCCGUGGCCAUUUGCUGCAUCUUGGUUCUGCUGGCGGUGUUCAUUGUGAUCAUCAUAGUGGUUGGCCAGCAGUUUGAGGAGCCUAAAUGAGAUAUGCUCCAGCUGGGACCUGGCAACUUCCCAGAUGGAUAACAGAGGCCCCCCAACUGUUAGUUACGGGCAGAUCGCAUUGCCACACAAGCAAAACACACAACACAACAACUAAACACAUAAAAUGAAACCUUAUAAUCCACUGCAAUCCAACACGAGACGAGCGAAUGAAGAAGAUCAACAGAGAGAGAGAGAGAGAGAGAAGAAGAGUCAGCGAUAUCAAGGAAAAGAGAGAGCAAGCAUCCCAUCGUCAGUACCCAUUGGCUGUGAUGUGAAAUUAUUAGCAUAACAAAAAUUAAUAAAAAUAUAAUGAAUAACUUAAAAUUAAAUAAAUGGAAAUUUGGAUCAUUCCUCAUAUGCCGCAAAACAUCUCAAAAAACGUAGUAAAACCCUUUACAAAAAUAUAUGUGUGUUAAUAUUACAAGAAAAUAUAUAUAGAACACAGAUAAGUGUGUAUAUAUACUAACAUAAUAGGUACAUAUGUAUAUAUAUAUGUGUAUUCUAAUGUGUGUAACCCAACCGUCGUAACGUCGCGUUUUUAUACAAGUGUUGUUAAUACAUUUUUAUUGAUGUUUUAUUGAUGUUGCAAAGAAAAAAAAACAAAAA
Drosophila albomicans is the source of this 766-nucleotide messenger RNA. RefSeq lists its product as uncharacterized. Bases 50 to 160 code for a protein of 36 amino acids. Lineage: Eukaryota; Metazoa; Arthropoda; Insecta; Diptera; Drosophilidae. The record is from RefSeq and is a predicted model, not a curated record. The transcript has a single exon.